AUGGACCCCAUCACCACCACCAAACCCAUCACGAAACCUCUCAACGCAGAGUAUUCCAAACCGGACCACCCCUUCCCUCGUGCUUCUACCCAGCCAAUGGAAACUACUUCCACUUCCGCUCCCGCUCCCGCUCCCGCUGCUGCUGCUUCAGAGACAAAAACGGACAUGAACAAACCUCAGUCCAAAAGACUUCUUCCACUCGGCAAGACGACAUCCGACAACGAAAAAAGCAAGGAGAAUAAUAAUAACAAUAACAAUACAGAAGCGUAUAAUGCCUUUUGGGGGAAGUUGAUUGGGAUCGCACCCGACGACGACAAAAGGAAGGAGAAUGAUAAGAAUGAUAAUAAUAAUGAUAAAAAUAAUGAAAAUGAUGAUGAGAAUAAUACAGAGGCGUAUAAUGCCUUUUGGGGCAAGUUGAUUGGGGUUGUGCCGCCGAAGGAUGGUGGUGAUUAG
Messenger RNA from Neurospora tetrasperma FGSC 2508, 453 nucleotides. RefSeq lists its product as uncharacterized. Bases 1 to 453 code for a protein of 150 amino acids. The record is from RefSeq and is a predicted model, not a curated record. The transcript has a single exon. Lineage: Eukaryota; Fungi; Ascomycota; Sordariomycetes; Sordariales; Sordariaceae.